GUCCAUCUCUGCCGGCACUUGGCUCCGAGGAGGGGCAGCACUUCAAGGAGUACGCGGUGGCUCGCGACUUCGAUGCGGAGAAGUUCCACCUCAAGACCUCCGAGCUGGAGGCGACCAAGGCUGGCAAAACCUUGUGGGCGUGGCUGUGGUCCACAUCAACGAGGCCGGUGGAGCGGGCUCGAGAGUUCGGGUCUGAAUCGGAGACCGAUACGAAACCAUGCGGGGCUCACCGUGUCGAGUGGAUCGACCGUGAUGGAGACCAUCGGCUGGCUGGCGCACCCUGCAAACUUGGCGGGACCAACGUGUGCCCGCUGUUGGUGGAGGACCGCCUGGACGAGACAGGCGAGAUGGCAAUGUGCCCCCAGCACGCCUUCGACUACGAGCGGAGGAGACGGGUUCAGCAGUGCUUCGCGGUUGGGUGCUUGCAUGCCGGUGUUGAGGACGAUGAGGGUCUUCGUCGACGCCGUUUCCAUCCUGUUUUGAGGAGAACUUCAUUUCGGAAGAGAUCGCCCGCGAGGUCGGACCCAGGUGAAGGUGACGAUCCUGAAGAACCAGAGCUUCCUCCCCGAGGGCAUCCUCCCACGAAAGAGAUCAAGCGCCUCCUCGAUGAGAUUCGCACCGAGGUCGGGGCGGCGAAAAAGGCGAGGGACAAGUCCCCGGGCGGCACCCCGAAAUCCAGCAUCCAGAAGAACUUGGCCAAGCUUGGGCUCUUGGAUUCUCCUCAGCGCGAACACCCGCUCUCCAUUUUGGAGGAGUUCUUCAACCAGUUCGCAGAGGGCAAGGACAUGGGACUGACUGAGGAAGGAGUACGAGCCAAUUUGGCUGUGGAGCGCGGCAUGUCUUUGAGGGAGAUCACUCAGGGGCUUCUGAAGCAGGCCCUGGAUGAGCAGGCCAAGGGGCAGAGGGGCUUGUCGAAGUUCGUGAGGGCCUGGCAGCAGUCAUCGACCCGCACCUCGUCUCCAUCCAGCUUGGCUCGCGGCAGUUCGGUGCCUUCAUGGGAGACGGUGGACUCUCCGGAUCGGGCUCUGCCUGCUACACCGCCGGGACCCCCACCAGCUCUUCCGAUCAGCAACCCGGGCAUCUAUGGCAUGGAGGAUCGCAAGGCGGGCGCGGCUGAGGGAGCGUCCUCUUUCGAGUCCAUCGCCAAGGCCAUUCAGUCCCAGUCGGCCCAGAUUGCUUCCCUGGUGAAAUCUCACGCGGAGAGCGCAGCACUUCCACCCGGCGCGGUGAAGCGGCUCAACAGGACCGCAACCAGUACCAUGUCGUCGUCGGUGCAGGAGAGCAGGGCCGCAGACUUUGUCCCGCAGACCGAUGCAGAGCUGGACGCCUACGUGAUGGAGAUCCGCGCGAACAAGACGGGCAACGACCAAAGGCCCCCGCCCCCUACGAGGCUGGAAGAUUGGGAAGGGCGAGUUCGUCGACAGAACGAUGUUUGGUCUUUAGUCUAUGGGGCGGAGUGGAAGCCGGUCCGUGGCCACGCGUUGGAGCUCCUUCUGGAGUGGCAUCAGGGAGAGCCUCACAAGUGGCCCCUUACUGUCAUCAUGGAGGUGUGGGAGGAGUUGCAUUGGCGCUUCUUUGAGGAGCUCAAAGAGACCCUGAGGCUGCUGAAGAAGGAGGCGGGCCGGGACACGAUGUCGUUGCAAGACUUGAAGUUUCAUGCGUUGCUGCCCAACUCGAGCGGUACUGCAUGGCUGGAGCUCCCGAGGACCUUUGACCUUCGCAGGCCCGACGGUUGGUUCUCGUCAGAGGUGCUCCCUCGGAUCGAACGACGCCAGGAGCGCAUGCUGUGGCGCCUCACCUGCGAAGGUGGUCGCGGUGGCAAGCCCACAGGCUCAGCCCACGCCGGGGGUGAUGCGAGGACCGACCCGGCAGCGAAGCCAAAUUUUCGAAACCUUUGGGGCCCGAAGCUUACGCCAGAGGAGGUCAAUCGGGCCAAGGAGCGCGCGCCCCUCGACAAGGACGGCGUACUGUUGUGCUGGGGAGCUCUCACGCACAUGGGCUGCAACAAUCCGUCCUGCCAGCGAUCCCAUGCGGACUUGCAGGGGAAGUUUGAGACGUUGGAGCCGUGUGUGCAGAUGCAGUUGCUUCGGCGCGGAGGACUUCGGCGCAUGAAGUGCGAGACCCGGGAGAGUGUCGCGGAGAAGAUCAAGGCGUUGCGAGCCGGGGUGGCGAAGGACCGGGCCAGCAAGCUGGAGGGUCGGAAGUCAGGGCAGGCCACGGAGGUGGAGGAUAAGCCCGCAAGUACUCGUGCAGGUGGUGAGGCGGUCGUGCCCACCGAGAUCCCCGCGGAGUUCGGCAUCGUGGACUUCACAACCGCGGAAGAGGAGCUCCGAGAGGCUCUGAAGGGUCCCGAUGCUUGCUGGUUGGAGACUGUCGACAACCCGCAAAACGUCCUGGAAGCCAGCUUGGCGGAGAUCCUGGGCGACAUGGCCACCUACGGCUUGGGGGACCUGGCGGCGGAGGCUUCGCGCAUCCUGGAAGCUAAGUGCGAGCACAGGGCAGGCUCCGUGGGGGGCAUGGUGGUCUCAGACAUCGUUUGGGAGCCUGGCCAACCGGGGCGUGGCACGGCGGUCAUCGAGGGUGCCACCUGGACGGUUUGGGACUACAAGGAAGAAGUCCUCAUGUCGGAUGAGUUGGCAGCAAUGCUUCGUCAACCGGAGGAGGGCGUGGAGCGACGCCAGUGCGUGACGAAAGCAGUCGCGGCCGGUGUAGUCUGGAGGUGCUUGGCGAGGAGGCCCACCAUUGCCGAGGUCGACGAGAAGUCGCUUUGCUUGCGCCUGGAGCAGACGCGUCAGGCUUUGGAGGCACAGAGCAUGAUGAUGGGCGAGCCGGCGCCGAGAGUCGCACCGAUUGAGGCCGAGAUCCGUGUCUUUUCCCACGACAUUGUCAGGGCCAGUCACGACAAGGACUUUCGGUCGUUGGAGGUGUUCCCGUUGCAGGAGCUAGGCUGGCCGCUACUGCCCGGAGUUUACGCGUGUGGUGGUGUCGACCCUGCAACAGGUUUUGGUUCCGGGGGGGGAGAGGACAGUAGCAUUCAUGCGAAUGGCGCGCCACAGGAGGAGGAAACUCGCGCCGGAGGCACCCACCGCGGUCUCGACCACUUGGAGCGCAACCCAAAGGAUGUGGGCCACUACUCUGGCUGGCUGGAUGAGUUGGACGGCGUGGAGGACAUCUUCACGCGUGCAGGUAGCAUGGAGUACCACGCCCCGUCGGAGCAGGCCAAGACAAAGGCCAAGCACUACAUCGACCUCGCGAGGAAAGGGGGCCCGGGAACGCCGGAGGCCUGGGCCGAGCUAUGCGAGAAGGGACGCGACCUCGUCAAGCACGCGGGCUCGGUUCGUUUGGCGGCAGAAAGCUUGUGGGAAGUGCGGGAGGAGGAGUUGGGCCCGGUCAUCUCGAGCCCCUUCGAUGCUGUGGACAAGAUGCUUCCAGACCGUUCGGUCGCCCCAGACAAGAGAAUCGUGCACGACCAGAGAGUCAUCAACGGCGGCACCGACAAGGAAUGGCAUCCACCUGCAGUCCAACCUCGGCACGAACAGAUCGCACGCCUUGUGCUGCGGGCCAAGGCCCAUUUGCCGGGCACUGAGAUUCUCAUGAGCAAGAAGGACGUGGCGGGGGCGUUCCGGCUGCUAUGGGUGGACCCAAGGGACGCUGAUUUGUUUGCCGGGGACCUGCCCUGGGUUCCAGAGGAAGUGGAGCCUGGUGUCCGGGAAAGCGAGGGUGUCGAGAUGACCGUCGUCUACCUCGUAAAUCUCAGCUGGGGCUUCGAGAGCCGUGUUCUGGUUGAUGACAAUGUGCUGGUGGAGCCGUGGAUAGGCCUGCGGCCGUGGGUCGCCGGCGAGGUCUACGAGGCCGGUGUGAAGCUUAUGCUGGGCGAAGCCGCGGUGAACAGGGAAAAGGACCUUGUGGAAGGCCCUUUCCGCACUUUCCAGACGGUCUGGGGCCUGGACAUGGACACGGCCACUGAGGAGAUCCACCUUCCCGAGCGGCGAAUCACCACGGGAUGGACGGUCAUCGUGCGCGGCCUCAAGAACGAACUCAAGGCCGCGGACCGGUUUCUGGGCACGGAGAGUGAAGGAGGUGCCAGGGUGCGGCCGAAGCUGGCCGUGCACGACGAUGCCGAGGAGGAGGACAACGCUUGGCGCGAUCUAUGGGAGCUCUUUGAGGAGGUGCGGUGGCUUUGCACUCGACCAGAGACCUGGCCCACGAAGUUUGGCGCGGGCAUGAAGGAGUUGUUGCCCCCCCGGGAGCGGUUAGCCCUUGCUGGUGAGUGGGAUGCCGGGACCAUCUUCGUGUCAUCAGAUGCUACAAAAGUCAAGAUCGCGGCGAUCGACUGGACCAAUGGUGUGGCUCUGCGCAUGUCUGCGGCCAGUGCUGCCGCUUGGGUCCAGCGAUGUCAGGAGGGGGAUGAGAUUGCCAUCCAUGUGGCGGAGAUGUUGUCCCUCCUGGCGUUCGCUUGCCAUGUGGGGCCUCGAUGGAGCGGCAGAGUGGUGCUGUACGGGGGUGACAACAAGAUAGUCCGGGAGGAACCUGCUUGA
Messenger RNA from Symbiodinium necroappetens, 4538 nucleotides. The record is from the annotation of a GenBank genome assembly. NCBI's taxonomy places the organism in Eukaryota, Dinophyceae, Suessiales, Symbiodiniaceae.